AUGGAGUCGAAGGUGACAGGAGAAGUUACCCUAGGUGUAGUUGUCGACGAGGCAAAGUGUCUGGCCGAUAAAUUGUGGCCCGAUCGAGAGAGAUAUUUGGAGCAGCUUGAAUUCAUGGAAGCCAUGUUCGCCGGUAUGGACGAUCAGCUGUAUGGUGACUGCUCGGAUGAGGAAGGCUUGAGGGCCUACUUUUGA
Messenger RNA from Lecanosticta acicola, 195 nucleotides. NCBI's taxonomy places the organism in Eukaryota, Fungi, Ascomycota, Dothideomycetes, Mycosphaerellales, Mycosphaerellaceae. The record is from the annotation of a GenBank genome assembly.